Molecule: messenger RNA, 4438 nt
Organism: Ictalurus furcatus (blue catfish)
Lineage: Eukaryota; Metazoa; Chordata; Actinopteri; Siluriformes; Ictaluridae
Gene: prune1
Product: prune exopolyphosphatase
Exons: 8
Coding region: 290-1624 (444 amino acids)
Cellular component (GO): cytoplasm
Molecular function (GO): exopolyphosphatase activity
Source: RefSeq, a predicted model, not a curated record
AGAUUUUGUGUUACGUUCUGCCAUUGGAAAAUCCUGGAGGGACUGAACAACCCAUCUUGUCGAAGUUCACCACGUUACAGUCAAGUGGCUGAGUGUUGCCCGAACCCGGCGCACAGUGAUUACGUCAGCACGCUUGUCAAACUAAAAAAAGGGAAAAAGCAGUGAAUCGGCACAAUCUAUUGCAGUGCAUUGGUGAGUAAACCCCACAAACACAGUUUACCAGGAGACGACAGUUUCAUAAUCAUCGAGGACGUUUCGGUUCUGGUUUGUCCGGAGGUUGUGUGUGAAAAUGGAGGCUUAUUUAAAGAGCUGUCGGGACGUGCUUAAGGGUCACAUGAAGAACAGCUCUGGGCAGCUCCAUGUUGUGCUUGGAAAUGAGGCAUGUGAUCUUGACUCCAUGGUAUCAGCCCUCACUUUUGCCUAUUUUCUGUCAAAGACUAUCGACUCUGGGAAAGCAGCAGUGCCUGUGCUGAACAUCCCACGAGCAGAAUUUCCCUUGCACUCUGACAGUGCUUUCCUGCUGAGAGAGAGUGGCCUGUCCCAGGACUACCUGCUGUUCAGGGAUGAGGUGGAUUUACACAGUCUGCAAAAUCUGGUCAUCACAUUAGUGGACCACAAUGUUCUGCCUGAUGCUGACAGGACAUUGGAGAAUGCUGUAGUGGAAGUCAUUGAUCAUCAUCGUUUAGAAAGAACCCCAUCUCCUUUCUGUCCCGUCACCACGGAGACCGUGGGCUCCUGUGCCACCCUGGUUACAGAGCGCAUUGUCCAGAAGGCACCCGAGCUGCUGGACCAACAGGUGGCACAGCUCCUAUAUGGUACGAUUAUCACGGACUGUGUUAAUAUGGCACCUGAGGCUGGAAAAGUCACACCUAAAGACAGCCAAUAUGUCAGCCUUCUAGAGAGCCGCUUUCCAAAACUCCCUCGCCGGAGCAUCCUCUUUCAGUCUCUACAGAAUGCCAAGUUUGAUGUGUCAGGCCUUAGCACAGAGCAAAUGUUGUUGAAAGACAUGAAGACUGUAUCAGGAGGAGAUCUGAGACUGGCUGUCAGUGUUAUCUACAUGACACUCGAGGAUUUCCUGCAACGAGAGUGCCUACAACAGGAGCUUUGUGAAUUCUGUCAUAAGCAUAAUUACAAUCUGGUUGUGGCCAUGACCAUCUCUUUCAUCGACAAUAAGGAGCCUUUCAGGCAGAUUGCUGUUUACAGCUCCAGCACGCACAACAGGGAUGAGGUAAUCAAAGCACUUGAAAAAGCCAGGAACCCCCAUCUGAAUCUCAGUCCCAUGAGCAGUCCAUAUUCAGACGUGAAGGCGUACGUUCAGGGCAACACACUGGCCUCACGGAAGAAGGUGUUACCCAUCAUUUCAGACUUCCUUAAAGACAGAGAGAGGAAAAUGGAACAGCUGGAGGACCUGGACCUGGAGGAUGAGUGCACACAAGAGCAGGGGGACUCUCAGCAGUGCUGUGAGGACAAUGUGAUUGAAGAGGACUCUGGUGUUCCUCCAACACCCAUGAAUAGUCUGGUCGAAGGCUGUCCUUUGGAUAAUGGUCUUCCCAAAAUCAAUGCAGACGUUCUGGUAGAAAAAGUCAGCAAGAUAGUCACUGAGGAGGACGAUGAUGGCCCAUGAUGGUACACUAGUUUUGUUAUGGAUCCUCAUAGCCUCUGAUGUCGGAAGUUGGCUGUUGGAGAAAACUGGUUCUUCUGGUUCAAGUAUGCACAGCAUAUACAGCUAACACAGGGCAUGAAACAUGAAACUGCUCUUUUCUGACUGAGGUUCAUUGGGAAAGCAAACGUUCCUGGUGUCUUAGACAUGGUACUCAGAGGUUAAAAUAAAGAACUGAUGUAUGUUCAACAUUUGGACAUAAUUAUUUGUAUUAUUUUUUUUGUGUAAUAAUUUUUGCUUGUAUUAUUUUAGGCUGGCUGCUCAUGCCAUGGGUUCUUCAGCACAUUCUAUUCAGCAGGUUUAUUUAAGAAAUAUUUCAGGUCCUCUGUCAUACUAAUCUCAAUCUGACAAGAGCAUAAAUGUAGGAAGUAAUAAUAGUAGUAAAAGUUUCAUUACUACUGAUGGGAUUUCAUCAUUUAAAGUGAUCAUCUAAUAAUCAAUGUUUUUUAUCUAAAGGCUGCCAACACACACUUGCCUUCAUAAAGAACUUCAUUAUUCAUUCAAUGCUUUAUUCCUUUUUUUUAGUAAUCUUUUCUGACUUAGUAUUUAUAAACAGUCCUAGAGGGAAAUAUUGGGUGCAUUAGAUUACAUUUAGCUUAAAGAAACACCCUUGAAUAUCAUUCACUGUGGGUUUAAAAGAAAAAAAAAAGUAUGGUUACAAAUUUGGGUUUGAGUUUUAGUGAAGACCUGUGCUGUGCUGAUGCAUUACGCUUGCACUUAUAUUUCAGUGCAUGAAUAAUAUUCAUAUUGCUUACACUUGAACAUCAAUACUAGAUGUUCUGCUUCCACAAGAUAUUACUAGGAAGGCACAGAAAGCAUUUCUGAUUUCAACUAAGGUCAUCAGGUUUUAGUCACAUCUGUGAAAGUGCACCUGUACUAUUAAACAUUUAACAUUAUCUAUUUAAAUUUUGCCGCAGAAGCAAAGUAAUUUGAUGCAACUGAACUGAAGCUCAAACUGCUUGCAUGCAAACAUAAUCUUAUUUCAUGAAAAGACUUUUCUACUAAAGACCAAAGAGUAUUAAUGCAAGUAUCAGCUUGUUCAGUAUUCAUUUCUACAUAGUUAAUUUGCACCUAGCUUUAUUAUCUUAAUAAUCAGUUUUUAUACAAUUAAUUUCAGUGUUAAUGCAGUUAUUAGGCAUGCCAUGCAGGGAUGGUGUGCGUGUUUUGUAUUUUCUUUUACUGCUUGGGAGGAAAAAUAUUUUUAUUGUUAAAAUCAACUGACAAUUAUUAACUAGUAUUAUUAGCAUGCCAAGAGAUCUAUUUAUUAUGGUUUAAUUAAAUCGAAAUAAAUUCUGCGGUUGAUUGCAUAGAGUAGUUAUGUUUAAGACAAUCAAGUUUAUGAUGUAUCACAGGUAUUGUACUGGCAGCUUUUGGAUACAUAACAUUUUAUUAGGAUAUUUCGUUAUAUUUUUAAGGACCCAACCUAAGUGGCAUGAAACAUGUUGACACGGGACAUUGGUGAGAGUUUUUGUAGUUAAACAACAGGAUAAAUGUCAAUUCAAUCACUGUGAAUAAUUCUUGGCUGUAUAUAAAGGACUUGGAGGGCAACGUGUAUAUUUCGGAGAGUUCUACACAAUGCAUAUGGCAGAUUCUGUAUGUACAUUGUUGUCUAUGGGUUUAUUGUUUGAUAGGGGAAGAAUACACUCAAGACCACUUUAUUAGGAAUACCUGUAUGCCUGCACAUUCAUGCAGUUAUCUAAAAAGCCAAUCAUGUGACAGCAGCACAGUGCAUAAAAUCAUGCAGAUACAGGUCAAGAGCUUCAGUUCAUGUUUACAUCAAACAUCAGAAUGGAGAUAAAGUGUGAUCUCUGUGAUGUUAACUGGUUUGGAUAUUUCAGAAACUGCUGAUCUCCUGGGAAUUCCACACACCGCAGUCUCUAGAGUUUACACAGAAUAGUGUGAAAAACAAAUGCAUUGAGUGAGCGAUAGUUCUGUGGGCGGAAAAGAUAGGUCAGGGAAAAUGGUCAGAUUGGUUUUAGCGGCCUGGAAGGAUAUAGUAACUCGUAUAAUCACUCUUCACAACUGCGGUGUGUAGAAAAGCAUCUCAGCAUGCACAACACUUCAAAGCUUGAGGUGGACGGGAUACAACAUCGCCAGGAACAGGAAUCUGAGGCGAUCAUGGGCACAGACUCAUCCAAACUGGACAGUUGAAGAUUUUAAAAAAUAAAAAUAAAAAAUCACCUGGUCUUUUUACAGUCUUCGAAGGUCCAUAGUCACCCUGAUGUGGUCUUCUGCUGUUGUAGCCCAUCCAUCUCAAGGUCUGAUGUGUUGUGCGUUCUGCUAACCAGAGUUUUUAUUUGAGUUACUGUAUCCUUCCUGUCAGCUCAGACCAGUCUGUAAAUUCUCUGAUCUGCCCCCAACCCCCAAUGUUUGAUGUGAACAUUACUUGAAGCUCUUGACCUGUAUCUGCAUGGUUUUGUGCAUUGUGCUGCUGCCACUUGAUUGGCUGAUUUAGAUAUCUGUAUGGAUGUGCAGGUAUACAGUUGUUCCUCAUAAAGUAGACAGUGAGUGUAUAUUUUCCUCAGAAUCUCAUUUAGCUAGCAGUCAAUAUAAUAUAUCAAAAGAGGUGACAAUUUAAGAGCAGAAUUACACAAGCUGUAUGGUUCACACGAAGUGUAUAUGUGGUUUAAAUAACGCUAGACAAUCAUACACUGGUGUGUUAAUCUUUCAUCUGCCUGUUAAUUCUAAGGCUUUUCUCAAUUCAAGGCGUUGCUGGACCUUUAAAGUUGUGAUUUUUUUUAAAUGUAAUAAAUAAAACAAUUGUUUGGUGUUUGCAAA